AUGAGAGAGACAACAAAAGAAAAAAAAAAAAAAAGAAGCAGUACACUAUUGAAAAUCAACAUUAUUACAGGUCGUUGUCAAAUUCAAAUAUCCUUGAUCAAUGCCAUGAGUAAACGUGUCAAUUUACCAUAUAGUACCCAGGAUUUAUUCCCUCAAUCAGUAACAACGCCUUCAUCCCUGAGGAUGGCAGGAGGUACAAGUACAAGAACUGGAUCAAUUGUAUCAAAUCAAUCUUCCAUGUAUAUGCCACGUCCUACUUUAAAUUAUGGCUGGUCAUCAUCUUCAUCUUCAUUAACAUCAGGUUCCAAUUUAGCAUCUAGAUUGAAUAAUAUUAAAACAAUGAUAAAGAGGUUAUUUAAACCAAAAACAUUGGAUUUUGAGACGGCAAUUUGGGAGAUUUUCCAUCUAAUCAUAAAUCCUCGUAAAAUGUACCGAUCUCAUUAUUUUUACAAACAACAGCAACUGCAACAAGAUCUGUUUAGCACGAAUUCAUAUUCCAGAGAUGAUCCAAGCUUUCUAAUUCUUUUGACUGGAUUUUUAUCAAUGAGUGCUGUUGCAUGGGGGAUCGCCUAUCUGCCUAGUUUGUUGGAUAUUUUCAAAUUGAUUGUCUAUAUGGUACUUGUUGAUUUUUACUUGACUGGUAUUGUAAUUGCCACUGUUACUUGGAUACUUAUGAACAAGCUAUUUAAUGACGGGAUUCAAUUUAGUAAAUAUAAUGUGAAUUAUGUUUCCUGGGGAUUUUGUUUUGAUAUACAUUGUAAUUCAUUCUUGAUUAUAUGGUGUUUAUUAUAUGUUGUCCAAUUUGUGUUGUUACCAAUCAUCCGAAUCAAAGGUUCAAUUAUUUCUUUGGUUAUUGGGAAUCUGUUGUAUUUUGGUAGUAUUGGAUAUUAUUUUGUUGUUUCCUUUUAUGGAUUUAAUUCAUUGCCAUUUAUCAGUGCAAAUUUUGGUUCUACCAACAAUAAAAAGAGCCCAGCUAGAACCCUACAAUUAGUGGUUAUUGCUGGUGUGGUGCCAUUAUUGGCGGUAGCCUGGUUAAUAACCUUAAUUUUUAGAUUCAAUGUUGCCGACAGUAUGGUAGACACUUAUUUCAACUAA
Molecule: messenger RNA, 1095 nt
Organism: Candida tropicalis MYA-3404
Lineage: Eukaryota; Fungi; Ascomycota; Pichiomycetes; Serinales; Debaryomycetaceae
Exons: 1
Coding region: 1-1095 (364 amino acids)
Cellular component (GO): Golgi membrane
Source: RefSeq, a predicted model, not a curated record